AGGAGGACAGGAUUUUUUCCCGACCGUCAGUUCAGCUCUCUGACUCGAUCCUGAGCAACACCUGGAGGAGAGACGUGGCUGGCAGGUGUUGCGCAAGUAGAGGGAGCUUCUUGCGCACAGGCGGCACUACCUUUCUGCAGCAGGCAAGGCAGGGCUGGCGGUUUUGCGGCCAGGGUGAGGUUGGUGAGGGCAAUAGGGAAGGGUCUGUGAGGCUUGCUGGGGCAUUUGCACUAGCUGGGGAGUUAGGGGACUGUGGGUCAAAUUUUGCACGUGCCUUCACUAUCCUGGAAAGAAUAGGCUAAGAGUAGCGAGGCAUUGGUCACACGCUCAUGUGCCUUACGCAGCUCAAGCAGAGUGGUCUUCAGAGGCUAAAUCCAAUCCGCUGAAAGGCAUCUCGUAGUUCUGGAGCAGCUAUGGCGUCUACUUUGACGCCAGCACUGGCUGCUGGGAUUAACAGCGAAGUGUUCAGUGGCAAAAGUCAGAAAACAAGUGACAUGUCUGCACCCCGAGACAACAAUGGAGCGUACGAUCUUGCAGACCUGGAUGGGACACCCAUGAAUUUUGGGAUUGCAGAGGACGAUGAUGUUGGGGGCAGAGGCAAUGGGGCAAAUGGUGGCGCUUGGAAUGACACUCCAAUGAGCCCGCGCUCACCUUCGUCAGACGGGGGUGACAUGGAUGAAUACAAGGACCAAGGUUCCCCCAGCAACAAGAGGCCAGGCGACAGUGACAAGAAAAGCGAGGGCCCCGACAAGACUCUGCGUCGUCUGGCUCAGAACAGGGAAGCAGCAAGGAAGAGCCGGCUGCGAAAGAAGGCGUACGUUCAGCAACUAGAGUCGAGCCGCAUUCGCUUGCAGCAGCUGGAGCAAGAGCUGCAGAGAGCUCGGCAGCAGGGUGUGUACCAUGGGGACGGCGCGGCUGGCGGUGGGGGCACGCUACCAGGCCUAAACAGCAACCCCAACCCUGGCGCCGCGCAGUUUGACCUGGAGUACGGUCGGUGGGUGGAGGAGCACAGCCGGCAGACAUCAGAGCUUCGGACAGCGGUCAACCAGCGCUCCACGGACGACGAGUUGCGGACGCUGGUCGACCAGUGUCUGGCGCACUAUGACGAGCUUUUCAAACUCAAAAGCCAGGCGGCCAAGAUGGACGUGUUCCACCUCGUGUCGGGGAUGUGGAAGACACCGGCAGAGCGCUGCUUCAUGUGGAUGGGCGGUUUCCGGCCAUCCGAAAUGCUUAAGAUCAUCAUCCCGCAGGUGGAGCCGCUGACGGAGCAGCAGCUGAUGGCGAUUUGUAACUUGCAGCAGAGCAGCCAACAGGCGGAGGAUGCGCUGUCCCAGGGCAUGGAGUCGCUGCAGCAGAGCCUGGCGGACACUCUGAGCGCAGGAAACAUGUCUGCGUCGUCCAACGUGGCCAACUACAUGGGCCAGAUGGCCAUGGCCAUGGGCAAACUGGGGACGCUCGAGUCGUUCGUGCGACAGGCCGACAGUCUCCGUCAGCAGAGCCUGCAGCAGAUGCAUCGUACUCUUAACAUCCGUCAAUCUGCGAAGGGGUUCCUGGCAAUGGCUGAUUACCAUGCGCGGCUCCGUGCUCUGAGCUCGUUGUGGGCGGCUCGGCCUCGCGAUUGAGGGCUCUGUUCAAAUUGUCUUAGGUAGAAUCCUUGUUUGUUGUGGCUAUCGCAACUACAAGUGCAAUGAUGCACACUCCCUGUGCGGGGAGGGUUCCGUGGUAACCCGUCAUUCUUGGUUGUCAAUUGCACCAAUUACUUUGACAAAGCAGGGCUGCCUGAUCAGGAGGAAGCGGCAGUUGAAAGUGGCUGCGACCAUGCAAGCGUCAAGUCUUGUCUUGGCCCUGGAUAUUUGGAUGGGGUUUGUCGUUAUUAGUACUUGAAGACUAAAAGACUAGCUCAGGAGCUAUGCGUCUGAGAAGCUGGUGCAAGCAAGGUGUACAUUCGAGCUGAUUGUUGUAGUUGCAAGGCUCUAAGCUUCAUCGCCGUACAUCCUGCUUGUACAUGUACAUUAAAAGACUGGCACAAAUAGUAGUCUUUUAGAAUUUUCUUCUAUGUCCGUUUUAAUUCUUGGAGAAGUUUCCGGUUCUUCAGUCUCAAUCACGAU
Klebsormidium nitens is the source of this 2108-nucleotide messenger RNA. The record is from the annotation of a GenBank genome assembly. Lineage: Eukaryota; Viridiplantae; Streptophyta; Klebsormidiophyceae; Klebsormidiales; Klebsormidiaceae.